Molecule: messenger RNA, 1587 nt
Organism: Gamsiella multidivaricata
Lineage: Eukaryota; Fungi; Mortierellomycota; Mortierellomycetes; Mortierellales; Mortierellaceae
Exons: 3
Coding region: 1-1587 (528 amino acids)
Molecular function (GO): protein binding
Source: RefSeq, a predicted model, not a curated record
AUGAGUAACGUCUCGCCAAGGUGGUUCCACGCCGCUGCCGCCAUCAAGUCCACAAUAUACUUCACAGGUGGAACAACCCAGAGUGGUUCAGGAAAACAAUAUAUCCUGGAUGACACACUCGCCUUGGACCUCACACAACCAUGGACCAUCGACAACCCUCCUCUCACAAAGCUGUCUCCCAUGACCGUGCCAUUGAGUGGUCACUCCAUGAAUCCCGUGCAGGGAACCACACAGCUGUUGGUUGCCGGUGGAGAGUCCAGCGCACCCCAAUCAUCACCCAUUCUCAUCUAUCAGACCGCCGUGGGAGGCAGCUGGUCUGCCCCAACCUUCACUAAAAAUGACACUGCAUCCUUUCGUCGACUCUACCACGCCUCAAUUGCUACUGGAAAGGACGGUGCUAUACUCCAGGGAGGGUAUCAAACCACAGUAGCCAAUGGCACCGUGGUAUCCUCCUUGGUGACCCUAAAGGCAUCCAACAACUUCAUGCCCCUUUCCACAUCACCCGUCGCUCAGGCAUCCAGUGCACCCGCACUUGCACGGCAUACCAUGACUCUUACCACUGACGGACAGGCGGUCAUCCUAGGAGGGAUCAAUUCGCAGGGAGUGGUCGCAAAUCUGUCAGUUGCCUAUGUUCUGGACACACAAGCGAACAGUGGCGCAUGGAAUCCUGUAUCCUUGUCUGGGACCCCGCCAGACCCACGCAUGUCUUUCUCCACGGUCUUAGUUAAUGCAACCACGAUGCUGGUCUUUGGCGGCACGGCCGAUUUCAAAACUGCGUUCACGACUCCGUUCUAUCUCGAUUUGCCCACAUGGACUUGGUCCUCGCCAGAGGCCCAAGGCGACGCGCCCCAUCGCUGGGGUCACACUGCCACGAUGGCUGGUACCUCAAUGGUGGUGGCCUUCGGCACAUCACCUCAGGCAGCGUCGGACCCAAGUAAUAUUGCAAUCCUUGAUACAACCUCUAAUACAUGGACACAGCGGUUUCGGCCAGUGGGGAUGAUGAGGCCAGAUUCUCAAGAUACGAACAAUGGUCUGAGUAUCGGCGCAGUCCUUGGAAUCGCAUUCGUGGUCACAUUGCUCAUUGUCGGCGGUGCAUUCUACCUGUUGGUGCGUCGUCGCAAGCACCGUACGCGCAACACCAUGGCAAGGGAGUACAUGGGAGACCAGACCGCUCGAUCGGCUAUCAAGAGACAAGCGAGCGAGAGCUCAGGUUUCUUUGGAAAAGCAGGUUCAUUCUUCGGCAUGGGAGCCAAAGCACCGGCCAGCUCCAAGCGGUAUUCGGAUAUGCCAAUGUACUCUAAUCCCAUGGCCAUUACCUCCCGCAUGACGCAGAUGGGAUACUCUCCUCUUAGUCUUGGCUACCCUGAGACGGUUGUGCAACACGGUUGUGGACAGGUCUCUGUUUCAGGUUACAUCUACCCCAAGCAGGCUUGUGUAGAGACGGAAAAGGAGCCUCAGGACGGACAAGAGACCGCGAUUGUCUACCAUAUGCUCACACAGGCGCAGCAGGAGGCGCUCAAGUUGAGUAAGCAGCCAGCAACCAACAAAGACAAGAACAAGAGCAAGCUGUAUCAGCUGGACUCUUAA